Protopterus annectens (West African lungfish) is the source of this 5772-nucleotide messenger RNA. It is a transcript of the gene DYNC1LI2, whose product is annotated as dynein cytoplasmic 1 light intermediate chain 2. The transcript is spliced from 16 exons. The record is from RefSeq and is a predicted model, not a curated record. Bases 61 to 1536 code for a protein of 491 amino acids. Gene Ontology annotation, molecular function: dynein heavy chain binding. Gene Ontology annotation, cellular component: centrosome; cytoplasmic dynein complex. Lineage: Eukaryota; Metazoa; Chordata; Ceratodontiformes; Protopteridae. Gene Ontology annotation, biological process: microtubule cytoskeleton organization; microtubule-based movement.
UAGGUGGCGGGGUCCUGGAGCGGUCCAGAUGAUGUCAUUCUUUGUGGCAGCAACAGCAAGAUGGCUCCUGUAGUAGAGAAGAAGAUUUUGGGCGCAGCCGGAGCGGGAGAGGCCUUGGAUAUUACAAGUGUAGAAGAAGAAGGACAGAAUUUGUGGUCUUCCAUUCUGUCUGAAGUGUCCACCCGGUCUAGGUCCAAAUUACCGUCCGGCAGGAACAUCCUUGUGUUUGGGGAAGAUGGUUCAGGCAAGACAACGCUUAUGGCUAAACUGCAAGGAGCAGACCACAACAAAAAAGGAAGAGGGUUAGAAUAUCUAUAUUUGAAUGUCCACGAUGAAGACAGAGAUGAUCAGACUCGCUGUAAUGUGUGGAUACUUGAUGGGGACCUGUACCAUAAGGGCCUCCUGAAGUUUGCAGUUUCAGCCGAUUCUCUCAAGGAAACCAUAGCUAUCUUUGUAGCAGAUAUGUCUAGACCUUGGACAAUCAUGGAGUCUCUUCAGAAAUGGGCUAGUGUGUUGCGUGAACAUGUCGACAAACUAAAAGUACAGCCAGAGGAGAUGAGGGAGAUGGAACAGAAAUUGAUUAAAGACUUUCAAGAGUAUAUAGAACCAGACGAAGGUACUCCAGGAUCUCCACAAAGACGAGGACCUCCAGUGUCUGGACAAGAUGAUGAAAAUGUCAUCUUACCGCUUGGAGAAAAUGUUCUUACACAUAAUUUGGGUGUUCCUGUACUUGUAGUUUGCACAAAGUGUGAUGGAAUGAGCAUACUAGAGAAGGAACAUGAUUACAGGGAAGAGCACUUUGACUUCAUUCAGUCUCACAUUCGCAGAUUCUGCUUGCAGUAUGGUGCAGCCUUAAUUUAUACGUCUGUUAAAGAAGAAAAAAACCUCGACCUGUUGUAUAGAUACGUAGUGCACAAAACAUACGGGUUUCAGUUUACCACACCUGCCUUAGUGGUGGAAAAAGAUGCUGUUUUUAUUCCAGAAAGACUGGCCAACUCCUGGUUUUCUUUCUUAGGCAGAAACCAUUGGAGAGAGAUCCUUCACACCCUGGCCUUUUUACUGCCAGCAUGUUUGAAUCUAAAGCAAUUGGUCCAUGACAAAGAAGUUGCAGCAGAAGAUGAACAAGUGUUCCUUAUGAAACAGCAGUCGCUCCUUGCAAAGCAGCCUGUAACACCAACAAGAUCAACAGUAAGUAUUUGCCCGAGCAGAGGAGGACAAGGUGGACGCCAGCCCAGAGGCAAAGGGGGGCCGAGGAAUCUCGGAAGUUCUUCACCUGGGACGUCAGUCAAGAAAAGCAACCCCCAGUUCCGAAGUACUGCAGCAAAUGAAGGCGUGUUGGCAAACUUCUUUAAUAGUCUUCUGAGUAAAAAGACUGGUUCUCCUGGUAGCCCUGGGGCUGGUGGAGUACAAAGCACAGUUAAGAAGCCAGGUCAAAAGCCUGUUUUGUCUAAUGUACAAGAAGAACUGGACAGAAUGACACGUAAACCAGAUUCCAUCACAACAAACUCCACUUCAGCAACGGAAAAUGAAGCUUGAACAUUAAUUUAGCGUUGUAUAUUUAAUUGACCAAAUUUCACCUAUGUAUACUGAUCAGAAAAGAAUUUGCCUGAUGAUGGCAAAUGCUACUUUGGGGGGUGGGGUGGGAGGAGGAGGGGGAGUGAAGACAAUAAUGUAAACUUCAUUGGCUUUUCCAGGUGUAAUAUGUGCAUACUGGAGGUUUGCAUAUAAAAUCCCUGUGUUUGAGAACACCAUUAACAAUUUCUGUAAUGCCAUUUCCCUCUUAACUUGCAACUGAACAAGUGGCACUGCUUUGACAGAAUGGAUCCUGAGAGUGAAAAGGCGAUUUGUUUUCCUAAAGAAACUGAUAGCACAGGUAUGAUUUUAAAACGCACUGUGAUGGCUCAGUCAGCCCAUUUAGAAACGUCUACCCAGUCUGGCCAGUUGUAUGUUGGUGAGAUGUUAAGGUGGUUGUAGCUCGACGCAGUUAAGAGAACAGUUCUGAGUCCAAGGAUUUCUGCAACACUAACGUGGAAAUGUGGGUGAAUUGACUGGAGAGUGACUACAGAAUGUUCAUUUAAAUGGAGAGAAGCAAUGGAAUAGAAGAAUACGUAAUACAUAAAAUGUGGCUUGUUUAACAUUUUAUGGGGUGGUUAGAGCUGAUAAUGCAUUUAAACCCUCAGAGCUGCCAUUCAUGAGUGAAUUUAGAUGGUUGUCAGGAGGAUGCAAUUCCAUUCUGCAUUUUAUAAAAAUGGUAUAUGGGCUUGUGAAGGACUUGAAGCAGAUGGAGAAAUCAUUUUUUUUUUGAUCCAAGUGCCUGAUGCACUUUUUACUAGAAGUGGUGUAGCUGGUGCUUGAAUUAAGUUUGUGCACUGUACUACAGGUGAUCCCAUUUCUGUUUCAUUUUUGUGUGCGUUUGUUUUUCCACCCCUUUCCUUCUCCAAGUUAGUGGUCUUGUGCAUCUCAUUUUUUUAAUUUUCAGUGGCUGUUAGCCAGUGAUGUGGUAUGGGUUAACAGUUACUUUUCACAGUGGCACAAAAUGGGAUAUUAACAUUUAAAAAUGUUUACCAGUUGACUGUGCUACACAUUCAGCAUCACAUAACAGUAAGAAUAUAUUGCAGUUUUCAGCACGUAGCUGCUAAACUGCACUAGAAGCCUCCCUUGAAUUUUAGACCACAUUAUCAUUGAAAUAAUCAGAUCUUUGACUUGUUUAAUUUGGACUCUUCUUGACCAUCUCAUAGUUCAAAGCAAGCUUUUUGGGGUAUAGAAUAACAAAAUGUUGCUCUUUCCAUGCUUCAGUAAUCUGGUGUAAAUGGAGGUUAUAAGUAUUUCAUCAGCUUCUUCUGAGAGUAUUGGAUCAACAUUUUUUUUAGUCAAAACACUACCAUUGUGCAGAGUUCUCUGAAUGUUGUGUAUAAUUAUCUUUUGAAGGGUAACCUGCAAGUCAUAUUAUGCCGAAUCUACUUUACUUGAAUUUGUUUAUUGUAUGAAAAACAGAUGACUGAACAAAAUGUUAAGUGCACGAUAAAAUGCUGAUCACUAAUGAUAAACUAAUUUCUUGCAGCCUUUGCAUGUUCUGUAAAAGACUUAUGCACUGUUCAGAAGUAUAGGGAAUUUUCGUGCUUUACCAUCGUAACUGGUAUAGGGCAAGUAUUUCAAGUAAUAUCUGCAAAGGUUAUUCCCAGUAGUGAAAAUAAGUCGAUGCAAAACUAGGUACUAAAAAGCAUAUUCCCUGCUCCCAAAAAGUAUAUUCAGUUGUCCAUUUGCAGUUGUGUGCUCCUUGGAGAAAGUAUGCCAGUGACUGGAAGAUGGAACUAUUUAUAGUUUGUGUAUGUAUAUAUUUUGAAAAUACAUGAACUGCACUUAAGUACAUGUGUCUUACGCAUAUGUAAUUCUUUUUAGCAUACCAUACCAUGAAAACAUAAUGGUUGUAAAAUUACCAGUUAUGGAAAUCCCUUUUUUGCUUACAUACAAAAAUGCAACUCCUUGGCGCUUCCGUGUGUCUGCUCUGGACUUGAUGGAGGGUAUAGGAAAUAUCUUGCUAUUGCUUUUCUUAUUGGCAGCACUGUGAGUAGGGUACCAUGUGGAUGACUUUAGCCCAGACUGCUGGAAGUCUUAUAAGUCAGUAAGGGUGACACAUUGUAGUACCUCCAUACGAAAAAUGUACCUUUCUUUCAACAUUUCAGAGCAAAUAUUCCAAAGGUUGCUUGUAGACUCAAAAGGCCAGUAGCAUCAUUUAGCAUAACAGUUUAUAUAGCUUCAGUAGUCAUGUUCAAGUUGAAUAUGUCCCAAGAUGUCUUACUUGGAGCUAAAUGGCUCGGUGCAUUUUGCAGUCUUGACUGCAUUUAGCUUCUGCAUGUUCUACAAAAAAUGUCACUUACUGUGCAUCUUUAGAAACCAGCUUAAAAAGCUAUGGUCCUGGUUGUAAGUAUGGGGAGUUUUGGACCAUCAUUUUUAGGUUGGUAAGGGACUUUCCAGUUUAAAGGUUUCCUAGCGCUACUGUUAAUGCUGUCUUUUCGGUGUUCCAUUAUUUCAGGUCUUUUAUUGUAGUACUGGAUAUUUUUAGUCUGGGAUUACAUGGCCCACAAGCAGGAGACUGUUUUGUCUGAAUUCCAGGCAUUAAAUGGCUUGAAGUGGCGGUGGAGACUUGCAACUGCUUUUCUUAGUAUAGCAAAUGGUAAGCUAGUAGUGCAACAGCUUGAAGGAUUUACACUGUCCACUUUAUCAGUAUUCCAUGAUGUUGCCAUUCAUCAGAGUGCUUUUGUAUAUAAGGCCAGAAAUAAAUGAUAAAGUAUUUUAAUUGUUGGCUCAAGCUCAUUUAAAGAAUAAAAGCUGGCAACUAUUUAAUGUCUUUCUUUUAAUUACAUGCCAAUAUGCAGUCACAUUAGAACUAAUUACUCAAGCAGUUUUAAUAUGACAUGACUUAUUUUGCUGUAGUUUAAUUGCAAGUAAAUACUCUUCCUUGCACAGUUAUGCACACAGUUGCGUUAUUGGUGUUUUCAAGCACUGGAACCAAAGGGCAGACUUAAAGUAGCCUUUAUCUUCUCAAGUAAGAGUCAGACAUUAGUUUUAUCUUAAGAUAUAUUUGUAUAGCAGGCUAUUAAACUAAUUUUGGAAUAUGUUUAUAUGCUUUUAGUCGUACCUGUUUUUGUUUUGGCACCAGUUAGCUUCCUGGUGACUGAUACUGUCAAACUAAAUUAUUUUUUGGCAAGAUGCCAUAAAGGAUACCAGUUUUAUGCUGCUUGAAUUGAGUUUGCACUUGAACAUUUUUUUAAUUAAAUAAUUGGCAUAUAGCAACAGUGUUUUUAUUAAACAGAAUAUUUUUAUUUAACUUACUGCUCUGUAUAUCAAAGACAACAGUAUAUUGCCUGUAAAAUUACAACCUUGUCCUGCUAAAAGGUCAAAUUGUGGUUUAAACUUGAGUUUCAGACUGCAGCCUGAAAGUAAACCUCAGUGCAGCAGUAUAAUUUUAGCCAGAGGCAGUAUGCAGUAAUAUGGAAUCUUGCUUUAUAGAGCUGGCAGAAAGAAUGUCUUUAAAUACUGGUUUCAAUAAACAUGAAUCCAGACUUCAUAACAUUGUAGUGACACAUUUGUGUGUCUGUGUUCAUUAAGGUAAAUUAUUUCAUUAAUAUGUAGCUUUUUUUCUGUAUAUACCUUAAUACGGCUUUAUAUUUUUGUUUCUGGUGAGUGGGGAAAUGAGAGAACCAGUGAAUUUCAAAGAUCUGCAAAUUAUUCAGUUCUUUCUCAUAUCUGGAUAAAUGUUUAAAUGGUUGGGUAUAGGUAGGCUGUGCCUUUCAUCUGCAAGAGGGAGAAAAGAGUCGAACCUUCCUAAUUUUUGAACAAAUUGGCUUUUCCGAAAUCAGGCUCAUUUGCAUUAUUCAACUCCCUUAUUAUGGAAACUUUGGUAUUUCACAUUUUUUCUCGUUUCCCUACAGGUGAAUGGGGUUAUAACUAGUCAUAACGACAUUUUUUGUUGUGGAUUGGAAGUUAGACUGCCAUGAAUAACAGGAUUGCUAUUUACAUGCAAUUGCUGUUUCUUUAAUGCAGUUUUUCCCUCAGUGUUGUGUAAGCUUGGAGCUACCUGCAAAAAAGAAAAAAAAAGAAAAUGCACGUAUGUAGGUUGUAGGAGAAAUGUGUUUUUAGAAAUGUGACAGAAAUUUUUCAAACUGUCAUACUUCAAUCUUUCAUAGAGGAAGCUUCAGAUGUGUACUUGAAAUGUCACUCAUUCUGCACAAAUCUACAACUUUAAGGUUGAAAACCUGUAACUCCUGAAAA